Megalops cyprinoides (Indo-Pacific tarpon) is the source of this 651-nucleotide messenger RNA. RefSeq lists its product as uncharacterized. Lineage: Eukaryota; Metazoa; Chordata; Actinopteri; Elopiformes; Megalopidae. Gene Ontology annotation, biological process: DNA integration. Gene Ontology annotation, molecular function: nucleic acid binding. The record is from RefSeq and is a predicted model, not a curated record.
AUGGAGGUGGACGAGUUUUCCAAGAAGUACCUGACGAUCAACACCACAAAGGGCCUCUAUCAGUACAACCGCCUGGUCUUUGAUCAGCUCACAGUGAACCAAGGAUGCACCUUAUGGGGAACGAGGGUUAUUGUACCACCAAAGCUGCGUUCCAGGGUGCUGACUGUACUACACGAAGGGCACGUAGGCGUGGUGAAAAUGAAGAGCCUAGCCCGAAGUUCUGUAUGGUGGUCUGGAAUUGAUGAACAGCUGAAGACAAUGGCCAAGAAAUGCAGUGUGUGUCAACAGACCCAAAAGUCACCAUACAUGUACUUAGUUGUGGUUGAUGCACACUCAAAGUGGCCCGAGGUUUUCUGUACAAAGGCAGCAACCUCUUUAAAGACUGUUGACCUCUUAAGAGCCUUGUUCUCACGCACAGGCCUGCCACAUCAGAUCAUGAGCGACAAUGGAACACCUUUCACUUCUGAAGAAUUCCAGCGUUUUGUCAGAAAGAAUGGCAUACAACACACCACCAUUGUGCCAUAUCACCCAGCUUCCAAUGGCCAAGCAGAACGCUUCAUUCAGACCUUCAAGCAGUCCAUCAAGGCCAUGGACAAGGACAGUGGAUCACUGCAGCACAAGAUCACAAACUUCCUGUUGGCAUAUCGAUAG